Messenger RNA from Neolamprologus brichardi, 1486 nucleotides. NCBI's taxonomy places the organism in Eukaryota, Metazoa, Chordata, Actinopteri, Cichliformes, Cichlidae. The record is from RefSeq and is a predicted model, not a curated record.
CACGAAGCCGACAAACCAUGGUCCUCCAGCGUCAGGACAUUUAUUCCCAAAGUAAACUGUUAUGGGACAAACCUGCAUAAAGAAAUUAUUCUGAAAGACUUUGGUAGACAACGAGUGACCUUUAUCCCAUUUGAAGAGGAUGCAGAGGGAAAAGCGUCUCUGAAGAAAGGCAACAUUUAUCAGAUUCAGCUCUGCAAUCAGGACUGUGAGGAAUGGUCCCUGGAGUUGUGUGCGCUGUCGGUCGAUUCCUGGUUCUCUGAUGGCGUCGCCUACCCCAAGCUGCCCUGGCUGUCCUCUGACCUGCUGCCUAAACUGGUCCGCUGGGCCACAGAGUGCAGAAGUAGCGAGUUCAGGAGCACGUUGUCUCUGCUGCCAGUGGAGAAGUACAGCCUCAUGUACCAACAGCUGAAGGACAAGUACAAGGCCAUGGUGAAGGCCGUCUUGUGUUACAGCACCCUGGAAGGGGCAUCGAUGUUCGCAGGAGGAAGAUCUGGGACAUGUACGGCCCCCAGACUCUGCUGGAGGUCGUCUUAUUCCUGCCGCUACUUUGUCCUCCCCUGCUGUUUCUUCGACUUCUGUGGAAAAUACCAGAGACGCCAGUGUAAGAAGUCUCAGUACAAGGAAUACGUCGACUUCAUCGCUGAGGUCAGCCAAGUCUGUGGCUUCAACACUGACGAAGACUGUUUGAGAAUACCUUCUACUAAACGGUCUGUGCUCCAGAACAAAUCACAUUGUAUUAGUUCAGCAAUUCGUGAAUUCUUCUUCUCUCUCCACCCGUCUACCGCGCAGCUCUGCUGCAGCCUUUCUGUGAGCGAGGUUGCGGGGCUGUUGGGGCAGGAAACCCUGCGGCUCCUGAAGAAAGAGUGCGGAGGUCUUCAGACGCUUCUGAGGAACAAUCAUCAAGUAUUUAGAGUUGAAGGAGGGCGUGUCUACAUAAGAGACUGGCGGGAGAGGAUGCCCUUCAGGGCGGAUGUUAAAAGGAAGCCCGUCGCCCCGGGUGCCCUGAAAACUCGCCUCUGCUGGUUUCACGCUCACCACCCUCAGGGCUGCCCCCUGCAGGCUGAAAGCUGCGCCUUCGCCCACGGAGCGCAUGACCUCCGACCCUCGACGAGACCGCUGAAGAAGAUAAAGAAUGAAGCCUUUUGAUUGACUCGUUCUUCACGACUUUUCAUUGACUUUGUUUGGAUUUUUAAUUUGUGCAGAGCUCUGCACAUUGUCGUUUGAACUCUAGUUUCCAGCCCUGUAGCCUCAAAGAUAAGAUUCAGGUCCAAGCAGCGAGUUUUAUUGGGGCAACGUUACAUCAUUUCUGGGAAUUGAAGCCUUGAAAUUUCACUGUCCUCUUUCUUCUUUGUAAGGCUGCCAACAUGCAGUGCUUCCUGGUGGGGCUUCACUGCUGGAGCUCUCUAAACCUCUGGGUUAUGUUGUCUUGUGAAAGGCAGGUAUACGUUCAGGUAUACUUACUCACUAUAAAGCUGAUUUCAAGCUA